ACAGCAAGUCGCGCCCAUCUUUGUCUUCUGCUGGAAAGCGUUGUAAAAGAGAGUUGUCUAGAUUACAAUGAGCUGGCAAGUGUACAUUGACGACACCCUUCUUGGAGCUAAGCCAAAAUGCGUAGCCAAAGCAGCGAUAUUUAGUCAGGACGGUCUUCAGUGGGCCACAAGCAGCGGUUUCCAGGUGACAGCUCAAGAGGUCACAACGAUUGUUCACGGUAUAUCAGUUGAUCAAACUCCAUUUCAUGAAAAAGGUUUGCGUCUUAGCGGAGAAAAGUACACGGUGGUGAGAGUCGACCCGGACUGUCGAAUGGUGUACGCAAGAAGAGGAAAGGACGCGGGAUGCUGCUGUCAGUUGACAAACAGAGCACUCGUAAUUGCUGUGUAUGAGGCAGGCAUGCAGGCGGGUCAGUGCAAUAACCGUGUGGAAAAGCUGGUGGACUACCUCAAAGAACAGAAGUUUUGAUUAGAAGUUCCGCCUUGAUGUCAUUGUGGUAGCAUGUACUCUACACUAUGUAGACCCUUUCGCAGUGAAUUUGUAAAGUGCAGUGGUGGCAUAGUGUGCUUUCUACUAAUUCUAGUUACAGUAAUAGGCAGUACCAGCACGGUA
Molecule: messenger RNA, 610 nt
Organism: Corticium candelabrum
Lineage: Eukaryota; Metazoa; Porifera; Homoscleromorpha; Homosclerophorida; Plakinidae
Product: profilin-like
Exons: 2
Coding region: 68-466 (132 amino acids)
Cellular component (GO): cell cortex
Molecular function (GO): actin monomer binding
Source: RefSeq, a predicted model, not a curated record